Molecule: messenger RNA, 1368 nt
Organism: Branchiostoma floridae (Florida lancelet)
Lineage: Eukaryota; Metazoa; Chordata; Leptocardii; Amphioxiformes; Branchiostomatidae
Product: AP-1 complex subunit sigma-2-like
Exons: 5
Coding region: 33-698 (221 amino acids)
Biological process (GO): vesicle-mediated transport; intracellular protein transport
Cellular component (GO): membrane coat; AP-1 adaptor complex; intracellular membrane-bounded organelle
Molecular function (GO): clathrin-cargo adaptor activity
Source: RefSeq, a predicted model, not a curated record
AAUACACAUAAUCUACCAAUUUAAAUCACAAAAUGUCCCCAAAAUUCACGAGAAAGGGCAAUAACGGGCAAAACUACCCUGUUUGUUAUGGGGAGCACGUUUUGGGGGGCGGGGUCAUCCGUCUCUGGUGUCGUCAUCAGAAUUUGUGCACUCCGCGUUGGAUUGUGGGUAACUACUACAUUUCUAUCGACGUCAGAGGAAGUACACAACAGGUAGUCAAAAUGAUGAAGUUUAUGUUGUUGUUUAGCCGACAAGGCAAGGUGCGGCUACAGCAGUGGUACUCAGCCACCCAGGAGAAGGAAAAGAAGAAGAUCAUGAGAGAACUCAUCACCAUCAUCCUGGCCAGGAAGCCCAAGAUGUGCAGCUUCCUCGAGUGGAAGGAGUACAAGAUCGUCUACAAGAGAUAUGCGAGUCUGUAUUUCUGCUGUGCGAUCGAGAAGGGAGACAACGAACUGCUGACGCUAGAAAUAAUCCACAGAUACGUGGAGCUGCUGGAUAAGUACUUCGGCAGUGUGUGUGAACUUGACAUCAUCUUCAACUUCGAGAAGGCGUACUUCAUCCUGGAUGAGCUGAUGCUGGGCGGGGAGAUCCAGGAAACCAGCAAGAAGAACUGCCUCAAGGCUAUAGCAGCGCAGGACUUGUUACAGGAGGAGGCAGACGCAACCAGAAACGUCUUGGAAGAGAUGGGUCUACCCUGAGGCAUUCUGGGACCAAAUCAGUUCUCAAGAGGAAAUUUAGCUAGGAGCAAAAAUAAAACUGUUGUAAUAUUGUCAUAUCGUCUUUUGUUAAGAAUUAUGGUCUCUGCUGAGUAAUUCCAAGUAAUUUUAAAAGAUUUUGUACAUCUUCAGUCUGGUGUAUAUUUAAGAGGAAAAAGUUUUGAUUCUGUACCAUUAAACAUGAGAUUCCAAACAGUAAACCAACAAGCAAAUCAUUCCCAAAGUUAUUUUACAAAGUUUUAAUCAGAUUCAAGUGAUGAGUAGUCAGAACUUUCAUGGUCAGAUAGUACCUGAGAACCAGUAAUUUUUGUUUGUCAUAGGACUUCUGUAGCGACCAGUCUGGCCAAUAUCGAGAUGAUUUUGCUGCGUAAGAUGGAAAAUUUAAGACCUUUCCUGUCCCCAUUUUGACUGGAGCCUGGUGUAUGUUAUCCUUAAAGCACACUUAAGAGGCCUUUUGGGUUCAAUCCUCUCUUGGUUGUGGAGUAAGGCAGCAGGAAGAUGGUUAGAAUAACGGACAAUUCUUACACAAGUGAUUCAGCUCCUGUCGCCAUCUUCAUUGAAUGAUUGACAUUUAAGGUCGCACAGGAAUGUCCUUGGUGUGACUUACAGACUGACAUGUGUCAGGGGAAGUGCAUUAAAAUUCUCAACAUCA